AUGGCGGCUCGCCUGGUGCUUGUCGCGCUCCUGGUGGCGGCCGUGGCGGCGGCGGCGUGCCUCGCCGUCCCGGCUUCCGCGGGCGUGCCCGACAUGGGCGGCCUGGACGCCCUGGCGGCGGGGAAAAAGCAGUGCUCGGGCGCCGUGGGAGAGUGCGGCGUGGAUGAGGCCGAGGAGCUCGGGCUGAGCGGCGGCGGCGCGGGCGAGGCGCUCCGGCGGACGCUGGCGCAGCGGCAGCCGACCAACCGGUACAUCAGCUACGCGGCGCUGCGGGCGGACCAGGUGCCGUGCAACCAGCGCGGGCGGUCGUACUACAGCAACUGCGGCUCGCAGAAGGCCGCGAACCCCUACCGCCGCGGAUGCUCCGUCAUCACGCGCUGCGCCCGCAACACCAACUGAGGUCCAACCAUCCAUGGGGAUCCGCCGGCCUGCCUGCCUUAGCUUGCUCUCACAUAAACAUCGCAGCUUGGCGUCGACCGGUCGACGGUCUGGCGGCGGCGGCGGUGGAGGAGGCGGCGCUACGACGAUACGAAC
Molecule: messenger RNA, 534 nt
Organism: Panicum hallii
Lineage: Eukaryota; Viridiplantae; Streptophyta; Magnoliopsida; Poales; Poaceae
Product: protein RALF-like 22
Exons: 1
Coding region: 1-399 (132 amino acids)
Source: RefSeq, a predicted model, not a curated record